Messenger RNA from Carassius auratus (goldfish), 2419 nucleotides. RefSeq names its product sushi domain-containing protein 3-like. Lineage: Eukaryota; Metazoa; Chordata; Actinopteri; Cypriniformes; Cyprinidae. The record is from RefSeq and is a predicted model, not a curated record. The transcript has 7 exons. Bases 438 to 1589 code for a protein of 383 amino acids.
AAGAGAGAGUGUGGACGAGGUACUGGAGAGAGGAGAUUAAGAGUGCACAAAAUUACAUCCACACGUGCACUUCAUGUUAUGUAAGAGCCUUGACUGCCUCACUGUAUGCUGUAGGAUAACAGCAGCAGUAAGCAGACAGGCAGAGCAGAUGCUGUGUACAUACACAGGGAAACCUACACUUAAUACAGCAGGAGAAACGGAGAAGAAUCUGCCAUUUUUUGAAGCUAUGGGCAUUAGCCUGGAUGCACUAUGCUUGGAUGAGUUUGGAUAUUCAAUGACACUUCUAGUGAAAGGAGCUAUUUCUGAGAUUCCUUCAUGUGGCACUAUGAAUGGAUUAUAAUCAGCGAUGUUUAACUAGCUACGCAGAGUACUGUGAUCAGCUCAGGACAUAUCUGCUGUUUUGAUCCUUAUCUUGCGGCCCCUGGGGGCCUUUGAUCAUGACAUCCGCAUUGUCCUUGAUGUGGGUUGUGUGUGGACUGACGGUGUGGUUUCCCCACACUCACGGAGCCUCAGUGAACCCCAAUCUGCUCAUGACCGCCUCUGAUCCAACCACUGAUGAGCAACCAAUCAAUCCAGAGCAUCCGACUGAAUCUACAGAUCCACCCAGCAACAACACAGCCUCACUGAGCCCCAAUCUGCUCAUACCAACCUUUGAUUCGACGACUGAUGAGCAACCAGUCAAUCCAGAACAUCCGACUGAACCUACAGAUUUAUUCAGCAACAAUGACACAGCAGCCUCAGUGAGUUCCAUUAUGCUCAUGACCACCUCUGAUGCAAGUACUGAUGCACAAUCAAGCACGCCAAAACAUCAGAAUGGCUCUACAGAUCCACCCAGCAGCAACAACACAGGACAUGCGUGUAUUUAUGUGCUUCCCCCACGACGGGGAUCAUACUAUGUGGAGCACGGCACGGGGGUAUCUGUGGGAUCCAUGCUGGUGUUCUGGUGUAAGGAGGGCUACCAGCUGGUUGGCCAUGAGAAAAUCACAUGCAUCCUACAUGCGGGUGUCCCUCGAUGGAGCAGCUACCUGCCAGUCUGUGAGAGUAUCCCUCGGCCAAAUGACCAGGGACUUCGCAUUGCUUUACUGGUGUCUGUUGUGAGCGGGGUGGUCAUUCUUGUCAUGACUGUGUGCUUCCUCAUCUGCUGUUGUCAAGAGUGCAUGAGGAAAAAGAAGGAAAAGCGUCGGAUGGGUAGAAGCAGGAGAAAGGAAACAUGGAGCUCUAGGUCUCGGAGGAGCCCAUCCUGGUUGGAGCGAGAGCAUAUAGAUUGGGAGGCAUUCCCUCCACCUAAACUUUUCGGCCUGUCCCAGCGUCUUGACCAACCUCUGCCUCCUGGUAGUUCUGUUUAUUCAGAGGUCACCAGAGCCUAUGAGAACAGAGGGUAUGAGAGGAGUCAGGAGAGUCUGCUGAGAAGGCCCCAUAGCACAUACACUUCACACCAUGCCAACAGCCAAAUCUACCCAGCACUUGUUUUUCAGAGGGUUCCAAAUGAGCCAAUCCCCUCCGCCUCUUCUACCUCCCCAGUUUACAUACAAAUCUCUACACCCCCCGAAAACAAUGCCCCACAGGCCCUUACUGUUACCCACCCAUAGACUUGUCCUAACAGAUGCAACCAGUAGUCAAUUUCUCUCUUCAGCAGCACUGAAUGUGUCCAAGACAAUACAGACAACAUUGCACAUCUGUUGUGGGCAGAAGUGCUUUGAUAUUUUUAAUGUUGAUGUCUUUUAAUAUUUGCUCUAUUGUAAAUAUACUCCAUUUUAAGAUGAACCAUGGUUAUUUUUGUCAGAUCUUUGAUGGCACUAAAGAUCCCUAAUUUAAAUAGAAUUGUAAAUGGAAGAUGGAAGAACAUUUUAAAAUUGAACAAUCGAGCCAAGUCCUUUUGGAUUUGCACACUUUAGAAAUUUUCUUCAAGGUGGUGAACUUCCAUACAUUUUCAUUCUAUUAUAUUCAUAAUGUGUUGUAAAACAAAAUAUAUAUAUAUGUAUAAUAUAUAAAAUAUGUGUGUAUAAGCCAUCUGUAACCUAACUGUAAAAUCUGCACUUUAAUGCAUUUGUAAUUGUUGUCUCAAUAUUUUUUCCUGUGCUCUUAAAUGAGUCGGGAUGCCCUUGUUGAUUUGAGUAAAAUUUGCGACAUGGGUUUUCUUCAAAACCAGAACAAAUGUGGUAAGAAAUACAAAACAAUCUCUCUCAAUUUCAUUGGGUGGUAGACACCAUUCGUUUAGUGAACCAACACAGAAAUUCAAAUAAUUGUACUUAAUUUACAUGAACACAACAGAACAAGGACUGAUGUAUUUAAGAUCUUUCGAAAAGAAAGAUGAAAAAGGACACCGGACAAUACAAUUGAUAUCCUAACAAGAAAAGGUCAGUUUUUAUGUCUCAAUGUGUUCCGUAACUUCUUAUUUUAUUUGCUUAUUCACAUCAUA